This is a messenger RNA of Cetraspora pellucida, 310 nucleotides long. The record is from the annotation of a GenBank genome assembly. Lineage: Eukaryota; Fungi; Glomeromycota; Glomeromycetes; Diversisporales; Gigasporaceae.
AUGAAGUAUACUGCACAGUUUAAAUUAUCGAAAGCUAUAACAUCAUGCGCAGAACCAAAUUUACAAUCAGUCGAACAAACUAUUGAAGCUAUCCCACCAAGAAGCAAUCUAAUGUCACAAGAAGAGGCAGCAAUUUUAGCACAAUUAGAUCUAGCUCACUUUAAUGUAAUAACUCCGAUUAACAAGUUUGCAUUUGACUAUCUAACAUGUGAACAUCCAAAUCAACAAUUUAUUCAGUAUCUCAAAGACGGCAUACAAAAUGAACCAACAGCACUGGCUAAGUACAUAGAAGAUGAAUUGGCCCUGAAAC